Messenger RNA from Xyrichtys novacula (pearly razorfish), 2953 nucleotides. The record is from the annotation of a GenBank genome assembly. Lineage: Eukaryota; Metazoa; Chordata; Actinopteri; Labriformes; Labridae.
AUGACGACGGAUGACACCCUGACACUGUCAUCGUCAGAUACAACUCAGCCGAGGUAAAUUCACUGUUAUCCACUGUUUACAUCACAAACCAUCAAAUUUGACUCAAUUUACAUUCGAAACAGCGUGAAAACACGACAAACCCCGACAUAAACAUUGAUUUGUCAAAGCUGGCAGGCGUGAGCUACCAGACAUGCACCUGUUCUCAGCUCCUCAUUUCCUGGUCGUCGGUCGUUUUCAAUAUGAAUUAUCUGUCACAAAUUUAUCGAAGUUUAACUGUACACACAGCCGGACCUGUCUACAGUUAAAAAUGAGUUAACUUGUAAACGUACUCGAUGUUUAAAGUCGUCCCGAGCGUCCAGUUUGCUGGUGAUACGGCUGAAACUUGCUAGCGUUCGUAGGCGGGACUUGUGAAUGACUGACAGGUCGAACGGACAAUUGUGUGCCUGCUACGGCUGCAGUCAGUCAUAGUUUGGUUGAGAAGUGAAGGGGAUAAAUAAACAGAAAGAUGAGUCGUGUCUCGUGCUUUGCUAACGUAAUAUUUUUUCAUGAGUUCAAGCUAAGAGUAAAAAUAAUUAAUAAAUUAAUCAAAUCUAUAAAAAAAAAAAAAAAAAAAAAGUUUAUUAUGUAUUGUAUGAGGCUAGAAGUUUUAAAGCUCCUCCAAAAGGAGAAUUAUUUUGCAGUUUCAAGAAAUAAUUGUUUUUGUAAAAGAAUUAAAACAUUUACAACUGGUUAAUCAAAUGUAUCUUAGAUUUAUUUACCACAAUUGUAAUUCUCUUUUGUAAGAACAACAAGGACAUCGUACUUAAUCAAUUGAUCAGUUAUUUAAAGGGAUAUUCCGGCGUAAAAUUAAUUUAGGGUCAAACACACCGAAACACCAAGUUAGACACUUCUGUCGAGGGAUGAAUGUUGCCGACUGCUUGCUUCUCUAGUUACACCAACUUUAGUAAUGACUGCACGAUAGCAAUACACAGCGGUCUGAGGAGCCAUAAACAAACCUCAACCAAAACACCACUCUAUAGCCGCAAAUAAUGCUCAGAACAGCACCUAACUUCAUCAUCAGUACAUUGGCGAAAUAUAAAUACAAAAAGUUUAGUACAAAAAGUUUUGCACACUCACUUAUUUUCAUUUGUCUUUGCAUUCCAAUAAAUAUAAACCUGUGUUAUGUUGCUCUUUUGUUCUUUCUAUGCUAAUGUUGGUGAAAGAUGGCGGCCUUUCUCCCUUGUAUUCUGACGUCUUGAGCGAUUGUGUCAGGAAAUACUUACAGUAUGUAAACAAAAAAAAAAGAACUACAAGUGUCAUGUGUGGAUCUGAAAAUGAACUACGAUUUCUGGUAGCCUUUGUGGUUGGUAUUUAAAGAGUGACUCCCGGUUCCCCUGUUUUCAGAGUUACCUUGUGAAUGACUCACAUGCAAUAGAAGUGGAACUACUGAAGGUAAAGGUAACGUUCAUUUUUGUGUCAGGCUCAGUAGAAUAAGACAAAUAACAAAAGCUUUAGAGUUACUUGACUCCUUUUCUGUAUCAGUCUUGAAUCCAAAUGCUAAUGUCAUUAAUGUAAAUUAGUUCAGUUGUUCAGUUCAACUACAGAAAUUCAUUGUAGUGCAUCAUUGCUGUGCAAAACAUGAGUCAAAAUAACUCAAAAGACUUUAAAUCUUUUUAAUUAUGUCAUAUGUGCAUGGCUUUGAUCUGAUAAGCAUAUCUUUUUUAAAGGACUUAAUAAAUUCAAGUGUACUGCUGAAUGCCUUUCUAUAUUGUCUGUAUAUGAUUGCAGGACUUCACAUAACCGCCAGAUAUUUAUUAGAUUUUCCUAGUGUGCUUUUGUCCAUUUUAAUUUUCAGCUCAAAUCACUUAAACCUAGAAUUACAUACCUGGGGCAAUUUGAUGUCAGGUUUAAUAUGUUCAAAAACAAAAUCAGACCCCCAACUUUGUGAUUCUUGAGGCCAAACUAUUCGGAUGCCCAAAUGUUAGGAUGAAAGUAUGAAAGUGCAUAAACCUAAGAAAGUAAGAAACAGUAAAAAUAAAACAGAGGCAAGGAAAAAAGGGGGAAAUUUGAAGUUUGUGCAUGCAAGUAUGUGCAGUUACAAUUUCUAACAGGAUGUAAAAUAUUGUAUAUUUAUAUUAACUGGAUGUCUUAUAUAAAAUGUAACUGUAAUAAAAAAGUAGUCAAACUUUUUAAGCGAUUGGAUCACACUCAAGCUGAAUUCACUGACAGAUGCCAGGUUCUGGUGCCAACAUAGAGGUGCUUCCAGUAACUAAUCUUCACAAAUACAGAUCUGAAUGUAAAAUGUUAUGCAAUAGAACUUUGUUUAAAGAUUUUUUUCUCUUGCACAUUGAAAAUCUGAACACUUCCACUGAAAUGUGUUGGCAAAAUACUUCACACAGCAAAGUCUUAGGAAAUGAAACCAGGAUCAUCAGAAAGGCAUUAACUAGUGAAAGUGAGUGAGAAAAUUGGCGUUUCUCAACUUACAUGUACAAAGAGAUAACUGCAUGCAGAAGUUGUCAUAAUAAAUCAAUGGGAUAAUGUAAAAGAAAUCCACCAGAAGCUUUAUUACAGUAUAAACAUGUUAUUCUUUAUUGAAUCAACCUUCAAGUUUAAGAUUCAAAGCCUUUAAUUUUUGUCUUUCUCACUGAAGGAAGAUGGCUGCAUCUGAAGACUUCGCUGCCACACUGACUCCUGCCACCUAUGACUACUAUGUUGAUGACAGAGAUUACUACUAUGACGAGGACUAUGAAAGUGAGGCCUGCAACAAAACAGCUGUCAUUCACUUUGGAUCGAACCUCACACUGGUCAUCUUUUCAGUCGUGAUGGUCCUGAGUCUGCUUGGAAACAUCUUGGUCAUCCUGAUUCUGGUCAUGUAUGAGAAUCUCAAAUCGCUCACCAACACCUUCAUCCUGAACCUGGCUGUAUCAGAUCUCUUCUUCACCAUAGGUUUACCUUUCUGGGCCUACUACGAUAA